Molecule: messenger RNA, 1686 nt
Organism: Magallana angulata
Lineage: Eukaryota; Metazoa; Mollusca; Bivalvia; Ostreida; Ostreidae
Product: F-box only protein 15-like
Exons: 14
Coding region: 96-1589 (497 amino acids)
Molecular function (GO): protein binding
Source: RefSeq, a predicted model, not a curated record
UUGACAAAACAAUAAAAUCCGAAUUACUGCAGCAAAGGAAGAAAUUCUAAAAGCAACCCUUUACCUGUUACACCUGAAAUAACAUAUUUCUAAAGAUGUCGAAGAAUGUAAAGCAUCGACAGCAUUUAUCAUCAUAUCUUACGAAACAUCGCGCAAGUUCUCAACAAAAUGGUGGAAAUCUGCAUUCCAAAGAAGCAGAAAAGAAAAAGGAUGAAAGACUACAGCCAAAGAAAGACAGCAAAGCAACCACCUAUAAAGCAAUUCAAAGAGGGAAAAUGUCAAUUCAUGAUAUUCCAGGUGAAAUAAUGAUGAACAUUUUCAGCUACUUGUUACCACAGGACCUUAUUCUCGCUUCUCAAGUCUGCAAAACUUGGCAUAGACUUGCCAAUGAUAAUACUCUAUGGAGACCAAUAUUCAAGAAGUACUCUGGUAUCAAAACCGGUGGAAGUGAGAGAGAGGUCAAACAUAAGUCUAUUGAAAGCAUGAAACAAGAAUGUAUGACAAGAUGUGUCCAUCAGAGAAAUAAAAGAGUCUUCAAGCAUUUGAGAAAAAGAAAAAGUCCCUACACAGGGCUUCAAGAGAGUAAAGAAGUGGAGCAGGCACUGAGGACAGCAGGAAUGACCUUUGAAUUGGUGAUGAUUGACAGUGAUGACAGAGAACAUACCCUUGGUCACCAAGAUGUUUUUUAUCAUACAAUGUCAGUCAGCAUUCGAUGGUUUGCUUUAGAGAUGCCUCCUUUAAAAUCCAUCAAGGAAAUCCAGCUAUACUCCAGAAAUCCCCUGUUUUAUAACCAUGCAACUGGAAAACCAGUUAAAGAUGGACCAUAUCAAAGAUCCUUAUUAAUUACCCAAGACUUCAAAUGGAGUGACUGGAAAGGAAAACCAGUUGGAGGGGAUGAAGUGAUAAAUCUGUACAGUCAACCCCAUGGUCUCACUGUAGCUGUGUAUAAGGGAGAUGAGGAGAUGGCCUUUGUGUCCCAUGGACUGUCACUAGAUAACCUGGUACAGCAGUGUGUGUAUGGAACCCCUGAAGAGCCCUUUACUACUUCUGAAAAUAAAUGCUUGGAUCCAGGAAUGAGCUCAAGACAUGGCUUGUUAGAUUACCAGCUAACAGUGCAGCUCAGAUCUCUACGUAAAGAACACUGGGACGACCAGUUCAGGCACGUUGAUUGCCGAGAAGGAAGUUUUGACGGGGGAUAUGCCAACUUUACUGUUGUGAAACCAGAUCAACGAAUCAAAAUUAACGUAGAAGAAUUUGUUUACCCAUGGAAAACUGACAUGUUUAAAGGAAAAGUUAAAGAUGUUGCCAUAUUAGAUCUGACAAUGCUUGAUGAAGGAAACAACAUCUUUUGGGCUGCAAGUUCUUUGGUGAAAAUUGAAAGAAACAAAGAAAUUUCAAAGAUGUUCGAUUUUGACUACCGAUAUGACUCCAUCAUUUCCAUAGAGUAUGCAGAUUCCAAAGGAAAGAUUAUUAUUCAGAUAUGCAAAAUGGACAGUGGUGAAACGUUUCUGACCAACCUUAUUGUGAGUCUUUCGUUGGAGGCUAUAGAUGACAGAUUUGGAACCAAAUACAAGCCUCUCGACAAGUAAACAAUGCCCUCUGUGAUGCCAUGUUCUGUGAUACUGACCAAUAUAUGAUUCCACAUCCAUUAUAUUUUUUUAAAAUAAAGAUUACCAUAAAAAAAUA